Cladophialophora psammophila CBS 110553 is the source of this 585-nucleotide messenger RNA. RefSeq lists its product as uncharacterized. Bases 1 to 585 code for a protein of 194 amino acids. Lineage: Eukaryota; Fungi; Ascomycota; Eurotiomycetes; Chaetothyriales; Herpotrichiellaceae. The record is from RefSeq and is a predicted model, not a curated record. The transcript has a single exon.
AUGGCGAUCAUCGGGAGCGGCGCAACAGCCAUCACCCUGCUCCCCAAUCUUGCAGACAAGGCAGCUCAUGUUACGAUUCUCCAACGCAGCCCCAGCUACAUUAUCUCAAUCCACAACCGCGGCAAGGCAGCAUGGAUUGAAAAGUACUUCCCGACUUGGAUGGCCUAUCGACUCAAUCGUUUCAAAUUCCUCCUGACGGGGUUCCUCUUCUACAACUAUUGUCGAAAAUUUCCUUCCGCGGCUAAACGCAAGCUCCGGUCGGCCACGGAGAAGCUGUUGCCAGAGUCUGUGCCCUUAAGCCCGCACUUCGAGCCCAGGUACAACCCAUGGGAGCAGCGGCUGUGUCUGUGUCCAGAUGGCGACUUUUUCCGGUGCCUGCGUGAAAACAAGGCCAGUGUCGCGACAGGAAAAAUCAGCGCCGUCAAAGAGGACGGCAUCCUCCUCGAAUCCGGUGAGAUGCUCGAAGCAGAUACCAUCGUCACUGCUGACCUUGCUCGGCCGCCUUCCGGAAUUCUAUCUGUACUUUGCGUGACCAUCAUACAGGUACCUUAUACAUUGAGGAAUUGCCUCGCAUUGAAUAUAUGA